AUGAAUCAAGAGACCUGGUGUAACUUUGCUAAUAAAACAGACACUCUACUUGGUGUUAGUCCUAUCAAAAACUUCGGUCUGAGUAAUCUUACAUGCAAAAGUAACAUUAAUUUCUUCUGGAAUCAACUACAGAGCAUUAUUAUUACUGCAGCCGAUCUCACGAUACCCGUUAGACAAUCUAGUACCCACUCUAAAGCUAUCCGGCCAACGCUUUUGAAACAUGCAUAUAGUACACUUAAAAGCUUACAAAAAUGGUUGAAAAUCACCAAUGAGAUUCUCAAAACGCAGACCUUUAAAAUAGAAUGGAAUAAAUUUAUUGUUAAAAUCCCACCAAUUGCCCAAGAAAUGCAAAUUUCCUUUUUAGAACAUGGCGAUCCAUUAACAAAG
Molecule: messenger RNA, 387 nt
Organism: Funneliformis geosporum
Lineage: Eukaryota; Fungi; Glomeromycota; Glomeromycetes; Glomerales; Glomeraceae
Source: the annotation of a GenBank genome assembly